AUGGACAUCUUCGGUACCGUUCUCGGGGUUGCGCAGGCGGCACAUUAUGUCGUCAAAAAGGUGGGUGAGAUCAAGGAUGCGCCUGGAGAGCUCGAGAGACUCGUUAUUAGAAUCAAGGCGUCGGUCGCCCUCUUGGAGCGCAUCGUCGAGCUGUCGGAGAACCUCAACGAGGCCGACCGAGAAGCACUGAGCGGAGAAUGUGGGCCUGCGUUACAAAAAGUCCGUAGACUUCUCGAAGACAUCACACAGAAAUACAAAGGACUGGAAGGCGCAGACGUGUGGAGGAAGCUUCGCCAUGGCAUUCCAUGGAUCAGGGAGAAGAAGGAUAUCGAAAGCAAGGUGAAGGAGAUGAAAGAUGCGGAAGCGGUUUUGGAAGGAAUGGUCACCGUCCUCAUGGCCAAAGACACGAGGGAUGUGAAAGAGCAAGUUGAGCGCCUGCAGCAUAUGAUGGAGAAAGCCCAGGCGAUUGUCGAUCACGACAGGAUCAAGGCUUGUCUUGAUUCACUCCCCCGGGAUGACGGGGACAGCGAAAUGGACAAGCAACUCGCCAAUUCUCAGCACAGUCCACCCAGUUGGAUUCUCGAGAGCCACGCAGUGCGCGGCUGGCUGAGUGAGAAGAAAGCAGAGUCUCGAUGGUUGUGGGCCCUCGGCGAACCUGGAACCGGCAAGACGUGCAUUGCCUCUUUCAUGGUCGACCAGCUACGCAAUACAAACUUGGCCCUCUUAUCCAGCUCACAGAUCGAUCUUGAUGAAUCAGAUGCAACCUCGAUCCCGGAUGUUGCUGCUGCAUUAUUCUACUGUAGCUACAAAAAGGGACAAGCCCAAGAUGUCGGCAGCAUCUGUCGAUAUCUGGUCCGGCAAUUGCUUUACCAGCUCUGGCAUGCGUCGUCAACAAAGGCGUACCAACGCCUCGAAUCCACCGAAAGGAUGGUCGCAGGCACAAUGGUAGCCGGCAACGCACCUAAGCCCCAAGCGAUUCUCAACAGCAUAGCUGGCGACUUCUCCACAACUUUCAUUAUUGUCGAUGCCCUGGAUGAGCAUCCCGAGAAGGACGAGGUCCUGCGAUUUCUGAAGAACUUGUCAAGUCCGUCCAUCAGGAUAUUCGUCACCUCACGUGAGGGCUUGGGCCACUACGCCGAGGACAUCCAUGCACGCAUCCUCGAUGUCAAUGACAACGCCGCGGCCCUGCAGACGUAUGUGACGACAACUUUGGAGCUUAUAGUGCAAGGUGACCCCUCAGUUACUUUUACAGCUCCAAAGGCUCUUGUGGCUGUUGCAGCAAGCCCUGAGAAGCGGCAAGAUAUCGCAAAUCGCGUGAUCAACGCAGCGAACGGGAACUUUCUCUGUGCCCAAUUGCAGUUACGGGCAUUGAUGUCUGAACGUGAGGAGCGCUCCCUGCUGAGACUACUUGAUCGGCUGGCUACGAGGCUGGAAGACCUCAUCGUCGGGGCCAUCGAGCGUGUUGACAGCCAACAGUCACAGGAUGAUGCGGAGGUCGGUAAGCUUGCGUUGCUUUGGGCCAUCUACAGUUGCGGUAGCCUCACGGUCAAGGAGAUACAGCAUGCCAUAGCCUUCUCCCGCACUCAUUACUCACGGAGACGAGCGUAUGGCGACGAGGCCGAGGAGUACACCAUACAGAAGCUCACAGAGUCGACCUGCUAUUUCCUCAGGAUUGAUGCUGGGAACGACCCGGCUUCCGCAAAAGUCCAGGUGCACAAGGCCGUUCGCGACUUCUGUCACGAUGUCACAAAGAAGGGGAAAUACUUUGAAAAAGCAGAAAUUACCAUGGCUACUGCGUGUGUGGACUGUCUUUCUCAAAUAGAUCAAGAUUGCAAGACCAAGAGCGACUGGGACCAAGUUGUCACGCAGUCCCCAUUCCAGCGUUACGCCGCGCAGCACUGGGGCUGGCAUCUCUCUCAAGCCAGCAACGAGGCGAGAGUUAUCAAACUGAGGGAGAAGGCGUGGGAGGAGAAUCUGGUUGAACAGCUCGAGAGCGAUGCGUUUCUUAACAACAUGACAAUUGCUACCCAGCCAGCAUGGGCACAGUUGGGCGUAUGGCAAGAUCGGAUGUGGGAUAUGCUGAGCGAAGAUGAUGGCGAUCCAGUCUUUCACGCAACGCAUUACCUCGCCCUACACAACUUGGAUGACAUGGCCAAAGACUGGCUAGAUGAUCACCCUGAUGAUGUUGAUCGCCCAAGUCGCCGCACGAAUGACAAAGCAGACUCUGGAUUCUCCCCUCUGAUUCUGGCUGCCUUCACAAAUUCCGCAGAGGUUGCCAAGGUCUUGAUGCAAAAGGGUGCCAACGCAACACGAUACAAUGGGCCGGAUGAAAUGACAGCUCUGGCUGCGGCAUGCUCAGCUCGUGCAGAAACGGUGGUCAAGGAGCUGCUACGUGACAAAGCCAGGGCACAAAAGCUCGUCUGUCAAAUUGACUCGAGACAGGAGACCCCAUUAGUCAAGGCUGCCAUAUCCGGAAGCGAAUCCAUUGCCAGCCGUAUUGUGCAAAGGCUCGAAUCCAUGCCAAGAGGGCUGGAGACGCUUCUUCGUGGGGACACUGAUGAGAAUAACGCUCUGCACAAAGCAGCUUAUGUGGAUCAUGUUGAGGUCGUGGACGUCCUCCUGAAGACGAAGGGCGCUCACGAUCUUGUUCGACAACACACAAUAUACUGGAAAGACACACCACUGCAUCUGGCUGCCCUGCAUGGCAGCACCAGAGUGCUUAGGUCGCUCUUGAAUGCAGGUGCCAGUCCAAAUGCGCUGCAGUCACAGAAGAAGACACCACUCAUGCUGGCCGUCCAGUCGCCAGUUGUGUCGACGGGAGACAACGUCGCCAUCCUCAUACCCAUCACCGAUCUCACCGUUCAGGAUCAAUGGGGCUGUAAUGUCCUGCAUAAUGCGGCCGUACAUGGCCGCAGGGCACAUGUUGCCACAUUGGUGAAACACGUUCCUCACGACGUCCUCCACGCCAAGCAGAUAGACGGCUGGACAGCGCUUCUGGCCGCCGUGCGGGUCAAGGCUCUGUACUGGAAAGACUGUGUUGACCAUCUCAUCGGCGCCAUGGGCCGUGAGAUAAGUGCCUUUGAGGCGCGCGAAGUCUUCACGGUGCUCUGCGACCACGGAUUCGCACGCGUCUGCCGACGGCUGAUUGAGCAGUUCGACGACCCACGUGUCUUCCUGGCCGACUCGAACCAUACGCUACUCCGCAGAGCAGUCAUGUCUGGCGACAAGGCUAUAGUGGCAGCGAUUAUCGACCGGUACGGGACAGGCGACCUCGAGGUUCCGAACCCCUUCGGCCAGACGCCGUUGGUUGAGGCUUCGGGGCGGCAGUUCACCAAUGCUAAGCUCAUAGAGUACCUACUAGAGAAGGGAGCCAAUGUGAACGCACAGGGUGGAGCGGGCCGCACGGCCAUGCAUUGGGCAACGGAGAUGGGAAGAAAGGAUAUCGUGGAAAUAUUGAUGCGCUACAAGCCGGACCUCACCAUCAAGGACUGCCACGGAGUAACGGCCGCAAUGAAGGUAUCAUCACGCAAUCCAUGCAGAGAGGUUCUGCUCAAAGCAGGUGUAUACCCUGAGGGAGAGGAGACGGUGACGAAGGAGCGGGAGAUACUGAGUGCCUCUCGAGACGCUACAAGGGUGGUCAUCGGGAGCAGCACCCGGACCAGCGUUCCGAAAGAGCGUAUGCUGGGGUACGAACGCGGUGUCUACCUAGAAACAGACCGUCUGCCCAACGACCUCCAAAUCCCAGUCUCGCGCAUAGCUGUGUCCGUGACGGGACGUGACCAAGGGUGGAGUGACCACGUCGAGAGAUAUCCUCGAGAUCGCGGGUCAUACCGAUUCUGCAACACGUGGUAUGAGAUCGGCAUCAAGAGGGCUCCUGGGAGUAGACCACCGCCACCUCCAGUUGAGCUUACACGCAACCGACUAAACGCCGGCUCCCAAACAUAUUCCGGUGUCUGGGACGUGGACAAGGGGCACGAGACGCCCGGUUUGAGUAGAUGGACGAGACCGGAGGACUUUGAAGAGGUGAAGAAGUUCCUAUGGGCGCUUCAGCCUGGCGAUCGACUGCAGUUGAUUGGUAGAGCGCAGUGGCUUGGAUGGGAGUGCGUCAUUGAAAAAGCUGAAAUCAAGGUCUUCUGUAAUUGA
Molecule: messenger RNA, 4143 nt
Organism: Thyridium curvatum
Lineage: Eukaryota; Fungi; Ascomycota; Sordariomycetes; Thyridiales; Thyridiaceae
Exons: 1
Coding region: 1-4143 (1380 amino acids)
Molecular function (GO): protein binding
Source: RefSeq, a predicted model, not a curated record